Heterocephalus glaber (naked mole-rat) is the source of this 2688-nucleotide messenger RNA. It is a transcript of the gene Tmem175, whose product is annotated as transmembrane protein 175. The record is from RefSeq and is a predicted model, not a curated record. Lineage: Eukaryota; Metazoa; Chordata; Mammalia; Rodentia; Bathyergidae. Gene Ontology annotation, molecular function: proton channel activity; potassium channel activity.
GCUUCUGUGACCAGCGGCAGCAAACCUACCAUGUCUGGGCCUCAGAGCACGGGGCAGGUGCCAGAUGCCCAGGGAGACUCGCCACCAGGCAGGAGGGAUGAGGAUGCCAAGGAGGGGACCCAGAGCUCCCACCGCAUGCUGGGCUUUAGCGAUGCACUGCUGUCCAUCAUUGCCACUGUCAUGAUCUUGCCUGUGACGCACACGGAGAUCUCCCCAGAGCAGGAGUUUGACAAGAGCAUGCAGAAACUUCUAGCCACCAGGAUCGCUGUCUACCUGAUGACGUUUCUAAUCGUGACGGUGGCCUGGGCGGCACACAUCAGGUUGUUUCAGGUUGUUGGGAAGAUAGACGAUACACUUGCCUUGCUCAACCUGGCCUGCAUGAUGACCAUCACCCUCCUGCCUUACACGUUUUCCUUAAUGGUGACCUUCCCUGAUGUGCCUCUGGGCAUCUUCUUGUUCUGUGUGUGUGUGAUCGCCAUCGGGGUUGUGCAGGUGCUGAUCAUAGGCUACGCCUUCCACUUCCCAUACCUGCUGAACUCGCAGCUCCGCACCUCCACCCACAGAGCCGCGACCCGGCAGCACAUCCUGCUCCUUGUCCUCCGCGGCCCAGCGCUGUGCUUCGCUGCAGCUGUGUUUUCCCUCUUCUUCUUCCCCAUGUCGUACCUGCUGAUGGUGACCGUCAUCUUCCUCCCCUACAUCAGUAAAGCUGCCAGCUGGUGCAGGGACAGGCUUGUGGGCCGUAGGCAGCCCCCAGAUCAUGGUGUGGAGCUCUUCGCCUCUGACCUGCAAGAGCCCCUCAGCAAGGAGCGGGUGGAAGCCUUCAGCGACGGGGUCUACGCCAUCGUGGCCACACUGCUCAUCCUGGAUAUCUGUGAGGACAAUGUCCCCGACCCCAAGGACGUGACGGAGAAGUUCCGCGGCAGCCUGGUGGCGGCCCUGGGCGAAUACGGGCCACACUUCCUGGCAUACUUCGGCUCCUUUGCCACGGUGGGCCUGCUCUGGUUCGCCCACCACUCGCUCUUCCUGCAUGUUCGAAAGGCUACACAGGUCAUGGGGCUGCUCAACACGCUCUCGCUGGCCUUCGUGGGAGGCCUGCCCCUAGCCUACCAGCAGACGUCCGCCUUCGCCCGGCAGCCCCGUGAUGAGCUCGAGCGCGUGCGCAUCAGCUGCGCCAUCAUCUUCUUUGCCAGCAUCUUCCAGUUUGCCAUCUGGACCGCGGCCCUGUUGCGCCAGGCAGAGACACUACAGCCAGCAGUGAGGUUUGGCGGCCAGGAACAUGCCUUCAUGUUUGCCAAGCUCGCCUUGUACCCCUGCGCCAGCCUGCUGGCCUUUGCUGCCACCUGCCUGCUGAGCCGGUUCAGCACAACCAUUUUCCACCUCAUGCAGAUCUCCGUGCCCUUCGCCUUCCUGUUGCUGCGCCUCCUCGUGCGCCUCGCCCUCGUGGCCCUACGGGGCCUGCAGUCCCUGCGGCCAGCACGCCUCCCGCCAGGCCAGGCCAGUGCGGCUGAUGCUGACACCCAGUCCCAGCUCCUGCCUGCGUCCCGCUAGCACCACAGGCCACACCCCCACCUGCCCAUCCCACCCGACACCGUGGGUCUUGACUCCGCUGUGAAAUGCCAACGUCUGGCCACAGGAUGCAUGCUGCUCUACACAGGAACGUAAUUCUCCGCUUCCCUCCUCACCCAGACACUGCCAGGAGGAUACCUAUCUCUCUCUCACCUAGAAUAAGCUGCCUGGGGUCUGCCAAGCUGCCCAGGACCCCAGAUACUCUACCCGGCCACUCUACCCGCCCACCCCAUUUGCCUGGAGCCGAGUGGCACCUCCUUCCUGAGACGCAGCUGGUUGGGCUGGGAAGUUGCCAUCUGAGGGGCCACCCGACGUAGACCACCCACCCAGCAUGUACAGCACCACCCCACUGGGGCUGCCGUCCAUCCAGCCCCUCCCCAUGCCCAGUUGCUGGACACAAGAACAAGGAAGGGCACUACAGGACACUGAAGCCCAACUCUUAUUUGUCCCGGGUAUGUUAGGUCACAUUCAGGUAGCAUUAAGUCACAAGGAGAGGCCUGGGGCCAGGGUCACAGCACUGCAGGCAGUCUCACUUAAAUAGAAGGCAGACCACACUGACCACAAUUUACAGACAAUUCCUGCAGGUUAAAGUCAAAGCAGAACUAAUUACAUCACUAAGGACUUGUACUGAAGAUGGCCAGUGAUGUAAACAUAAGAACUGCUACACUGAGACCAUCAGUGGAACCGGGAUGCGUGUGUCUGCAGCUUUGGCAGCAGCGGAAGGACGUGGCGUGGCAUGGAGAUUCCUAGGAGGCUGCAGAUCACACCCAGGAGCCAGGUCACAGCCACAGCAGUGCAAACCCAGCGCCCCUGAGUGCUGGGAAGGGCUGGACCUGUGGGGUCCCUUGCUUUGGGGGGAGGGCCUCUGCAGACUCUCCACAUUGGCUGCUUAUUUUUGGUCAGAUUCCUUCAGCAUCUGAGGGGUGACAAUGAGCUCUUAGGCACAGGGAGAACAGCUUCAUUCACACCAGCCAGGCUGUCCCAGCCGGGCUUAGCCAGCAGUGGUGCCUGGAUGGGCUGGGAACUGUGUCUGCACUGGUGUUUGAGAGCCACAGGUUGCUGGCAGACAGCGUUAUGUGAAGUGCUACAUUUAAGAACGAAGACAUUAAAUCCACUCCUCCA